AUGUCAGAGCCAGGUGCUCUAUGGAAACAUGCAUUUCAAGGCCAAGACUGGACAACACAUUUCCGUGAUGUGUAUUUGAAUACAAUGCUUCCUUUUCUUCUCGUCGGACUCUCACUCUUGGUUCUUGGGGUGAAAGCAUUGUUGCGCAGGAAACUAUUCGAUGCGCAGACAGACUUGGAAAUAGAAGCUUUGGAUCCAUGGUUCAACAAGAGUGAAGAAGACGAUGUAACUGAGCGUGUACUCCGCGCCGAAAACGCAAUGCUGAUCGAUGCCACAAUAGCCAUUCACGAACGUGAAGCGCACGAAAAGAACGCGCUUUAUGGCAAUCAAUCUACCAAGAAACAGCGACUGGAAAUCACCUGUGCCGUCAUACUUUUACUUACACACGUUUUGGGUAGUUUUCUCGCGAGUUCCGCAAAAUGGGAGAGAGGUUGGCUUGUAUUCUGGGCGUACGGAUUGGCUGUUUCUGUAUACUCGUAUAAAACUGGCGUGCGAGCGCACAUUAGCAAGCAUUUGGUCUCGAUAACGUACAUGGUUGUCACAGUUUCAAACCUCCGUACUGCUAUGCUUACCUCGGCGAGUCAGCAAGUCCUCUUACUCACAAUUGUGCAACUCAUACUGGCGCUGUGCAUGGUCGGCUUUAGCAUUUUUUCGCCCAUGACGCAACGGCCGCCCCGCAAGCUACGCAAGCUGCUAGAAGCGAUGCAUACCCGGGGAAAUCCUAAUUAUCGCAACAAUGUUGCACAAGCAACGUCUGGUGCACAGAAUUCGCCGCCUUGCGCCUACUUGCAAUCCUCGUUUGCAUCUCGUUGCACGCGACAUUUUAUCAAACCGUUCCUGAAGAAACACUACAAAGAGCCGCUCACCAUCUCAGGCGUACCGAAUAUCGAGCUGGGCUCGUGUGCUGCUCCUGCCAUAACCAUGUACCGUCUGAAAACCAACAAAAAAGGCGCACAAGCCAAAAAAAAUGGAGUCGCAUCUGCUUUAUGGUGGCGCUUGCUCGUCAACUUUGUUCCUGCCAUGACGUAUCAAAUGGCGUGUGGCGUCUUGGAAACAUUGUUGAGCUUGGCCCCUAUUCUAUUUCUCCAAACCAUCCUCGACUUUUUUACGAAACGGUCCAAUGGAGAAGCACCUGCGUUGCAUAUGGGAAUUCUAUAUGCACUCUUGGGGUUUCUGAGCCAAGUCACUUUUUCCUUCUUUCAGUCGCAAAGUCUCAUGGCCGGAAGGCACAUUGACAUACGCAUCCGUGCGAUUUUAACCUUUGAGAUUCUCAGCAAAGCGCUGCGUCGUGGACUUUCGCUUGCAAGCAUAGACAAAAAUUCGCCCAUUGCAACCGAUGGCCAAGUAACAAACCUCGUUUCCGUGGACGUGAACAAGAUUGCCGAAUUUUCGUCGCAAAUGCACUAUUUAUUCCCUGUGCACCCGCUCAAGAUUGCACUUUCGAUUGCCUACUUGAUCCAUUUGCUUGGAAAAUCGGCCAUUGUGGGCGUUGUGCUUUUAAUCGUCGCAAUUCCAUUUCAAACAUUCAUUGCUAGAAUAACGGGAAGAGUUAUGGCGCGCUUGUUGCGCACAAAAGACGCGCGACUCGAUUUAUCUUGCGAGUUGCUUGCAUGCAUGAAAACGUUGAAGUUUUACGCGUGGGAGAAGCCUUUCAAGGAGCGCAUGGCAAACAUCCGGUCUAGCGAGUUGCAGCAGCUACGGCAAACCUUUCUUCUUUAUGCAAUCAACCGCCUUACGUUCGUGGCUACGCCCAUGCUCGUCAUUCUUACUACAUUUGGCACUCAUACGCUUGUCUUCCACGAGCCACUCAUUGCUUCCAAAGUCUUUACAGCGCUCGCAUUGUUCAAUCUUCUGAGGAAUCCAUUAAGCGACAUGCCUGCAAAACUUCUCUGGUUCAUCAACUCGGUUGUCUCUAUGCGCCGUAUUGUCAAGUUCCUCGACGAGCCCGAUACGACAAAGUAUAUGCAAUUUGUGACGGAUGAAACAGAAUCGCAGCCGAAAAUCAUUCAGAUCGGGUUUCAGGACGCCACGUUUUCCUAUGCUCAAACGGCGGCGAGUCAGUUCCAAUUGCGCGAUCUUAACUGCAAGUUCCCGACCGAGAAGCUCAGCAUUGUGAGCGGCCCUGUCGGAAGCGGAAAAACUUCGCUGCUCCUUGCACUCUUGGGAGAAAUGCACCGCAUUUCCGGUAAGACUAUCAUGCCCUGCGCUAUUGCGCGCUCACUCGUUCCCCAUGAUCCACGCACUGGACUGGCAGAGACAGUGGCUUACUGCAGCCAAAGUCCUUGGCUUCUCGGUACAACUGUGCGCCAAAACAUUUUGUUUGGCGCCAAGUAUGACGAAGAGCGCUACCAGCAAGUGCUCGAUGCAUGUGCGCUUGGUCCUGACUUGGAGAUUCUUGAGUACCACGACGAGACAGAAGUGGGUGAAAAAGGAACGGCACUUUCUGGUGGGCAAAAAGCUAGGAUUGCUUUGGCCCGUGCAUUUUAUUCGAACGCCAAGUACCUUUUAGUGGACGAUGCGCUCUCUGCGGUUGAUGCACAAACCGCCCGGCACCUUGCUGAGAAGUGCUUUGCUGGUCCACUUGCCAAAAACCGGACCAUUGUGCUUAUUACGCAUGCCAUGUCGUUGAUGCUUCCAUUUGCUUCUUACGUCGUUGUCAUGGAAAAAGGACGUGUUGCGUGCCAAGACAGACCCACGGCUUUGCUGAUCAAUGAGCAGAUUGUGGACUCAGUUGUAGCGCAGAAACUCGGUCUCGAAAAUACCGACCCCGCAAGUGCCGCCCAUGCAAAGCAGUCAGAAGACAAGGCGGAAUCCAUGUAUGAGGCGUGUGAACAAGGUGCAAAGCAAGCGCGCGCCCGCAAAGCUCUUGCGGAUACAAACGAAGAGAACAUUUCACGCCGUGAGUCCAACACAGCUCUGUAUUUGGUUUACAUGAGCGCCGUCUCCAACAAUCGUACUUAUGCGAUCGCUAUAUGGGCUUUGCUUUUCUGCGCUUAUGCUACUAUCCGCGGUGUGGAUGUUGGGAGCGGAGCAUGGCUGCGUGGCUGGGCAGGCUCGUAUGAAACAAACGAUACCAGUGUUUUUGCAACACUCCAUGCGCGGAUGUAUGCCCCAGCUGCCGUUCAAAACCAAGUAAAUUGUUCCGAAGAUACCGUACGAACGCUGCAUUUCCUGAAAGGGUACGCACUUUUUAUCUGUGCUUUUAUUGCACUGAGCUUUUUUUGCGAUCUGGUCCAGUUCCGCACUUCCUUGCGUGCCUCUGCUUCUUUGUAUACAACGCUCAUAAAUUCCCUGCUUGGCGCACGGCUCCAAUUUUAUGAGCGUACGCCCAUCGGGCGUAUCACAAACCGACUUUCCCACGAUGUGGACGAAGUUGACCAGGCGUUGGCACCAUUCAUUCAAAUGACAUGUACCUAUGUGCUCACACUUCUUGCUACGAUUAUCGUGAUUUGCUGGGCAACGCCGCAAUCGCUCAUUGUUAUUGCGCUCGUCUUCCUUUUAUACUGUUCCAUUGCAAAGCUCUAUCUUGGAUCUGCGCGCGACUUAAAGCGUCUGGAAAGUGUGCAGCGCUCCCCUUUAUACACACUGCUGGGCGAGAGCAUGGCUGGUACGAUUACGAUUCGUGCAUUUGGCGAUGCUGAGCGCGUCAAGCUUCAAUGUCUCGGCUGUCUCGACAAGUGGAACAGCGCGUAUAUCAUGCUUUGGUACGUCAACCGCUGGCUUUGUAUGUACACGGACUUGAUCGGUGCGUCCAUUACCUUGACCGCAUCGAUCUUUUUGCUUGUUGGCACAGCCGAUGCGCCACUUGCUGGCUUCACGUUGUCCUACGCCAUCAAUUUGCUAGAAGUAAUGCUUUGGGUCAUUCGAUCGUACUCCUUCCUGUCUGUAAGUAUGAAUUCGGUGGAGCGUAUCAGGGAAUACAUUGAUAUUCCUAGCGAGCGUAAGGGUGGUAAGGAACCGCCUGCGUACUGGCCUACAUCCACAGGCUCGAUUUGCGUUGAAAAUCUGUCUGUUCGGUAUGGUCCUGACACGCCCAUGGUAUUGCACAAUGUGUCCUUUACCAUCCGGUCUGGUGAGAAGAUUGGAAUUGUGGGCCGUACGGGCAGCGGUAAAUCAACCCUUUCCCUUUCCUUUUUCCGUUUCCUCGAGGCGCAAAAUGGCUCGAUUGUGAUUGACGGCAUUGACAUCAGUACCAUUGCGUUGGAAUCACUACGCAAACGCCUUACAAUAAUCCCGCAAGAUGCGCAACUCUUCCAUGGUACGAUUCGUAUGAAUCUCGAUCCGUUUGGCUUGGCCGACGACCACAGCCUAUGGUUUGCGCUGCGGUGCUGCCAAAUGGCGCGCGGUACCUAUGAGCCUUCGUAUGUGCCCGAUGCGGAUAGUCCUGUCAAGUCGUUGGAGGAUCCCGUGGAACAAAGCGGCGCUAACUUUAGCGUCGGCCAGCGCCAGCUCUUGUCGUUGGCGCGCGGCAUGCUAAAAUUGCGUGAUAGCCGCAUCCUGAUUCUUGACGAGAGCACAGCAAAUCUUGACGCCGAGUCUGAUGCACGUAUUCAAAAGAUUCUCCGCGGAGAAAUGGCGCCGGGCUCGACUAUACUUACCAUCGCGCACAGACUGAAAACCAUUAUUGACUACGACAAGGUCCUUGUUCUGGACCGCGGCCGUAUUGCCGAGUACGAUUCGCCUGCAAAGCUUUUGCGUGACUCUACCACCAUGUUCUAUUCAUUGUGUCAACAAAGCGGCGACUUUGAUAUGUUGUAUAGCGGCACCGCACAGGCUGUACCCAAGCAAGCGUCGUAG
Malassezia vespertilionis is the source of this 4797-nucleotide messenger RNA. RefSeq lists its product as uncharacterized. The coding region runs from base 1 to 4797 and encodes 1598 amino acids. Gene Ontology annotation, biological process: transmembrane transport. Gene Ontology annotation, cellular component: fungal-type vacuole membrane; fungal-type vacuole. The record is from RefSeq and is a predicted model, not a curated record. Gene Ontology annotation, molecular function: ABC-type peptide transporter activity; ATP hydrolysis activity; ATP binding. Lineage: Eukaryota; Fungi; Basidiomycota; Malasseziomycetes; Malasseziales; Malasseziaceae. The transcript has a single exon.